Molecule: messenger RNA, 2115 nt
Organism: Belonocnema kinseyi
Lineage: Eukaryota; Metazoa; Arthropoda; Insecta; Hymenoptera; Cynipidae
Gene: Pgm1
Product: phosphoglucomutase
Exons: 7
Coding region: 137-1828 (563 amino acids)
Biological process (GO): carbohydrate metabolic process
Cellular component (GO): cytosol
Molecular function (GO): phosphoglucomutase activity; magnesium ion binding
Source: RefSeq, a predicted model, not a curated record
UGCCGCCACCACUUUCAGUGCCCUUGAAAUGUCAUUGUGUAUCUAAUCGCAGAACUUGAGCUUUUAUCAUAUUUUUUCGUCGAGUAAAUUGUUUUAGCUCAUUUGAGUUAUUGAAGCCAGUAAAGUUACGUGUAUUAUGAUUGCGGUGGCAAGUUCGGUCGUGCAAACUGUGGUUUUCGAAGGUCAAAAGCCGGGUACCUCUGGACUUCGAAAAGCCGUUACUGUUUUCCAACAGGAACAUUAUACGGAAAAUUUCAUCCAAGCUAUUCUUGAUGCUGUGGGAAAGGACUUAGCUGGAUCUACUCUUGUUGUUGGAGGUGACGGGCGUUUUUAUGGAAAAGCAGUCGUUUCCAAAAUCAUCAGAAUCGCUGCUGCUAAUGGGGUUGGGAAACUGUUAGUGGGUCAAAAUGGAAUUUUAUCGACUCCAGCCGUAUCCACAAUCAUCAGAAAAUAUAAAACCCUAGGCGGAAUUGUUUUAACAGCUUCUCACAAUCCUGGUGGACCCAAUGGAGAUUUUGGAAUCAAGUAUAAUUGCGAAAAUGGAGGUCCAGCACCAGAUGCUGUCACGAAUAAAAUAUUCGAAAUAACGAAGACUAUAAAGCAAUAUAAAACCAUACCCGAAGUUCCCAUAGAUAUUGAUAAAAUCCAGACCGUUACUUUGCAAGUAGACGGUCGUUCUUUCACCGUUGAAAUAAUUGACUCUGUCAAGGAUUACGUUGACCUCAUGAAGGAAAUUUUUGACUUCUCUAGUAUCAAAAAAAAAUUACUUGGAAGUCCAGAACGUCCUGCUUUCGAAGUCCUGAUUAACUCUAUGAACGGAGUGACGGGGCCAUACGUGAAGGAUAUUUUCGAGAAAGAGCUGGGAGUGAAGAACUUAAAUUUAAUAAACACAACACCCCUCGAAGACUUUGGAGGAUUGCAUCCUGAUCCUAAUUUAACUUACGCAGAAGAUUUGGUGAAUGCGGUUAAAAAUGGACCUUUUGACUUUGGUGCUGCAUUUGAUGGGGAUGGUGACAGAAAUAUGAUUAUUGGAAAGAAAGCAUUUUUUGUUACACCUUCUGAUUCUCUGGCGGUACUCGCGAAUAAUUUGAAAGUCAUCCCCUAUUUCCAAAAAACUGGAGUAAGAGGAUAUGCUCGUUCAAUGCCAACUGGAGCUGCAGUUGAUAGGGUUGCUACAAAAACUGGAAUUAAUUGCUUCCAAGUACCGACUGGAUGGAAAUACUUCGGUAAUUUGAUGGAUGCUGGUCGUCUGUCGCUCUGUGGAGAAGAAAGUUUCGGAACAGGUUCGGACCACAUUCGUGAAAAAGAUGGAAUUUGGGCCGCACUUGCCUGGUUAAGUGUUGUUGCAAGUUUGGGAAAAUCCGUUGAAGAAAUUCUCAUGGAUCAUUGGAGGAUUUACGGAAGGAACUUCUUCACGAGAUACGAUUAUGAAAAUUGCAACGCCGAAUCUGCAAACAAAAUGAUCAAAGAGGUAGAAGAUAAAAUAGAGAGUCCACAAUUCAUUGGUAGAAUAUUGUCGUCCCAGAACAAGGAGUAUGUCGUUAAAGAAGCUGACAAUUAUUCAUAUAAAGAUCCGGUUGAUAAUAGCGUCGCAGACAAACAGGGUUUGCGAAUUUUGUUCGAGGACGGUUCUCGAAUUAUUUACCGGCUUUCGGGAACCGGUAGUUCAGGGGCAACGAUUAGAGUAUACAUAGAAAGUUACGAAUCGGAUCCGUCAACAUUUACUGAAGACGCGCAAAAAGUACUGAAGCCAUUGGUUGAAAUUGCUUUGCAGUUAAGCAAAUUGAAAGAGUACACUGGCAGGGAAGCACCAACCGUGAUUACGUAAAAAUUUCUUCGAUUUUAUCAUUUCCAAGGUUCAUCAGUUCCUCAAUGGAAAGCGCACACAAUGAACUAUAUUUAAAAAAUGUAUUUUAAUAUUUAUCAUGACCUAUAUUUUACUAUUCGUUACAAAAGAUAUAUUAUUCUACGAGAUGUUAUAAUAAACCUUAUUUUCUUUUGAAAGAGGCUAUUUUUGUUGUAAGAAAGUUUCAGAGAAUUGUUCAAUUGAUCUGCGCUUGUCUAGUCUUAUAUAAGUUGAUAUUCUUAAUAAUAAAAUAAUUUGUAAACGAAAAA